Phoenix dactylifera (date palm) is the source of this 982-nucleotide messenger RNA. Its product is annotated as two-component response regulator ORR5-like. Gene Ontology annotation, biological process: phosphorelay signal transduction system; cytokinin-activated signaling pathway. Lineage: Eukaryota; Viridiplantae; Streptophyta; Magnoliopsida; Arecales; Arecaceae. The record is from RefSeq and is a predicted model, not a curated record.
UUCCUUCACGCUCUCCACGCUCUCCUCUCUCUCCCCCUCUCUUUUUCUGUCGCGAGAGCCAUGUCUACUGCUUGAAAGCCUUGGGAGUUUUAUUAAAGGGGAGCUGUUUUGGGUUUAAGGUGGUGGAAGGAUGGGGGAGGUGACGGAGGGGGAUAACGGCAAAGUUAACGGAGGAGGAGGAGGAGGAGGAGGAGGAGAGGGGGAGGUGAGGGUCCUGGUGGUGGAUGACUCCGCGGUGGACCGAAGGAUAGUGGAGGGCUUGCUCAAGAGGAGUGGGACCAUGUUUGAAGUAAUUGCUGUUGAUAGUGGAAAGAAGGCAAUGGAAAUUCUUGGAUUAAAUGAAGGGAAGGCCGAGUCUCCAACUGUGAAUGACAAGAAGAUUGACAUAAUCCUCACUGACUACUGUAUGCCAGAAAUGACCGGUUAUGACCUCCUAAAGGCUGUUAAGGAGCAGAGCUGCCCAAAAUCUAUUCCUGUGGUCAUAAUGUCAUCAGAAAAUGAGCCACAGAGAAUCAACAGAUGCCGAGCCAUCGGAGCUGACGAUUUCAUCCUAAAGCCUCUUCAAACAAAAGAUGUGCAGAAGUUGAGAAGCUAUGCAACAUCAAUGGCACUGGCAUCCAAAGCAGGCACCAAGAGAAAGAUGCCACUAGACCUAAUGGGUGAGAACAGUGGUUCGGAGAGGAUACCGCACCUUGCUGGUGUGGCAGUGGCAUAAUAAUAUUCAUCUCAUAGUUUGCUUUCUUAGCAGAUCAGUCUUGAACUAGUAUGAUAAAUAACUUCUCAUAUUGUAGCCAGAAUCUUGUGCCUGUUCGUAACCUUUUGUGUUUUUUCCCCUUCUUUUCAGCUUCCAGUUGGGCGGCCUUUUGGUUAGACUCUGCUCGGCGCUUUUCCUUCUACUGUGUGAUCUUUCUUUGUUGGUGUGCAUUAAUUUUGUAUGAACGUUCUCUGAAUGGAAAUUUAUAAAAGCUCUUAUAGUUCUAAA